Molecule: messenger RNA, 885 nt
Organism: Plasmodium vivax (malaria parasite P. vivax)
Lineage: Eukaryota; Apicomplexa; Aconoidasida; Haemosporida; Plasmodiidae
Exons: 1
Coding region: 25-885 (286 amino acids)
Biological process (GO): ribosome assembly; translation
Cellular component (GO): ribosome; large ribosomal subunit
Molecular function (GO): structural constituent of ribosome
Source: RefSeq, a predicted model, not a curated record
CCGCCUCCUCCCACCUGUGGAGUUAUGUUUCCCCUUUUGAGAAGCCGCAUCGAAAAGAACUUCCUCUUCCUAACGAGUAAAAAAUGCAUAAACACGAAUGUACGGCUGCGAAAUCCGUAUUACAGGAAAAAGGGGUUUUGGGAAUGGAGGAGAAGAAUCAUCCAUAGGUACAACGAAAGGAGGUAUAUCCGGAAGGGCAUAGUGCCAAAGAUACCAAAGAAAGAUGAAGAGAAAAUAAAAAAUAAAAAGGACGAUGUAUAUUGGACAUUCAAAGUGUAUCAGUUAAAAAUAAGUUUGCGUAAUCUGUACAACUUUGGUAGACUCAUUAAGGGGUUACACCUGGAAGAUGCCAUCGUCUAUUUAGAAUCCAUCCCACAGAUAAGAGUAAAUAAUAUUCUCAACUCUUUGCUAAGUUCAAAAGAAAAAAUUGUACACAAAUUUAAUGGAGAUGUAUCUCGUCUAUAUAUUGACAAUGUGCAGAUACAUUACAACACGCCGAUGAAAUUUAUAAAGUACCAUGCGUUAGGGCACUUUGGAUUAGUGAAAAGUUAUAGAAAUACCUUUACGUAUACUAUUAAGCAAAUGAAUAUACAAGAGUUUUACCAUAAGAUUUUUAUCCGUGGGAAUGUCCCUCGCACGCUGUCUCAUAAUAUGAGGUUGUAUCUUCACCAGGGGAGAAUCAACAAGGAAAAUCUAAUUCAGUGGUAUCCCUACAUUUGUGCCAACUCAAGGUACUACUUUAGGGAAAAGUUACGCUACCUUAAUAAUACCCACCAAUUUGAUUACUACAAAUCGAGGCGUGCCUGGAUAAAGAACUACUUUAGCAAUGUGGUCCGAAGGACCCUGGAGCUGAAGACGCAGAGGAAGGCGCUCACCCCUCAGUAG